Molecule: messenger RNA, 3666 nt
Organism: Pocillopora meandrina
Lineage: Eukaryota; Metazoa; Cnidaria; Anthozoa; Scleractinia; Pocilloporidae
Source: the annotation of a GenBank genome assembly
UUGCAUUCUGAAAACAAAAUGGCGACAAUAGAUGUAAUAACAACAAUCAUAAGAAGAAAUAGGCCGGGAACCAAGGCUGCUGUAAGUUUUCGUAUUAUUUUUACUGUUUAAAAUAACUCAGAUGACUCUAUUUGCUUUGUUUCUUUUUUUUACCGAAGGGUUUUGAAUUGCGAGUAUACACAAUAUUAGAUACAUGAGACAUGUAGUGACACGAGUUCUUUUGAAAAAAAAAAAACUCUUUUUCAGUACUUCGGUGAAUGAUCAUUUAUUUUAGUAAGAUUUACAGGCUAAGUUGAGCAAACUACUUUCGUUCCUAAUUUGCAUAGCGUGGUUGCGUCGCUUACCUUUUCAUUUUGUCAAUGGUUUUUGCCAAGGAGCUGCGUAGAGCUUCAGUGGGCUACAUGUUCAGUAUAUAUCUGACCUAGCAUCUGCGUUUUAAUCCCAGGACAUGUAUGGCUGGCCUGAUGAACCAUUUGAAGAGAUGGAUAGUACGUUAGCAGUCCAGCAGGUACUGAAACAUGGAAAGAUGAGAAGCUGGAUAUCCCUAUUCUUUGAACCAUAACUUUUGUAAUAUAUAACAUUUUAUAAAAUAUUUUAUCAGAAAAGAGGCAAACCAUGGAUGAAUUGUGGAGGCAGUGUGGCCAAUUAAUUAGGGAGCCAAACUUGUUAUCUGAUGACAUUUUAGUCCUCCACAUUGAUACCCAUAAGCUGGCCUCUUGUAUUUAAGUGACCUGUGUUUCUUUCCUGUGUGGACCACAAUGAAAACUACUAAGUCAUUAGUAAUUUUUUCACCUCUUCCCCCCUAAAAUCAGUAUUGUAUUCAUCAUAUUGGGAGUGGGGAAAAUUCAAAAUACCCAUACAAAGAAAAGAUGCCUAUAGGAAUAACUCCUGUAAAACAGAACUGAAAGAAAUACUCUGGUACACCAAGAAAAAGAAUCCUAAUACACUAUGGCAAAAAAGCCGUCCCUUCCUUCCUUAUCCUGCUAUAAGGGAAUAUAAGGGAAACAGGCAUUUUUUUUACCCUUUACACCCUAACAUUAAUGUGCAUGUUCUCCAUAGUGUUUUCUAUACCCUUCCUAAUCAGUUGACAAGGAGAAUUUGUUUAACCAUCAAGAGCUUCUUUAGUUGUCUUGAUAAUUUCCUUUAUUCUUGUGACCUUAAUAGGUGAUUCAGGGAUGAUACUGUAAAGAGAAAUUAGAUGCUGGUCACUCUUAGGGUCAAGGGUUAAGUUGUUGAGAGGAUUAUGUUUAACUAUCCUUUUAUUACUGUGCUUAGUAUAUUCAGCAACAGAUCCGAGCAGAUUACACAAAUAUAGAAGCAAUUCUAGAGUCCCCUGAGGGACAAGAUGAAGGAGUGUGGAAAUAUGAACAUCUGAGGCAGUUUUGUAUGGAACUCAAUGGAUUGGCUGUCAGACUUCAGGUAACUUCAGCACUGGAGAAUUAAAUUCUCCUCAAAUGAUGAGUACAAUAUCAGGCCCAUGAAUUAUGAGAGUCAAAGAGAAAGUAUCAAUGCUAAAAAGCUUUCUAAAUUUGUAAAAAUAAAUUGAAAUUCCCUAUACCAUUUUAAUACAAAAUGUUAAUAAAGACCAGACAAGUUAAGAUCAUUUGUUUGUCAAUGGUUUACUUGACAUAGCCAUAAUGAACUGUUCAAAUGGACCAGGAGACAAUUAUCACCCAAACAGUAAAAGAGCUUAAAAAAAAAAAGAUGUUUUCAAGCAAAUCUGCAAAGCAAAAUGUUUGCUGACCUUUUUCACUGACUGUUGUUUACUUUAGUCCGACUGUACUCCUUCAACCUGCACACAAAUGACCGCCACAGAGCAGUGGAUAUUCUUAUGUGCUGCACACAAAACCCCCAGAGAGGUGAGACAUUCUCAAAAGCUAUUGAGGUUGUUGCUACUUUUUUUGUGAUUGGUUCUCUUGAUUUCCUGAGGAAACUGGAAUAGUCGGAUCAGAACAUCCACAUUGCUACAAAAGAUCCUGAUAAUGUAAUCAUUCAUUGAUUCAUGGAUUGACAGACUAACUGAUUGAUUGAUUGAUUGAUUGGAAAAUUGACUGACAGAUUGAUUGAUUGACUGAUUGACUCACUGACAGAUUGAAUAACUGAUGCAUUGAUUGAUUGACUCACUCACUGACUCACUUAAUGAUUGCUUGAUUGAUUUUAUUUGUUGAUUUAAAACUGCGUUCUCCUCAACAGUGUCCAGCUAUUGAUUACACACGGCAUACUCUGGAUGGUGCAGCAUCUUUGCUGAACAGCAACAAGUACUUUCCAAGCAGGUAUUGUCAUUUUUUUCUCCCUUUUAAUUAUCAUGCUCGUACACCAGUGGAACAAGAGAGAGCUCUUCAAUCUGUUUUUGCACAGAUGAAGUCUCAUUUUUGGAGCUCUGUUUCUCUUACAUUCAGCAUCUGCCAAGCUGACAACUGUAAGCAAGCUAGUCAGGAAGCUACUCUUCAUUUUUCUCUCAUGGCAUGUUUCGCUGUUAUUUUUUCUUUUUUAUUCUCCCAUCACAAAUGUACAAAGAGUUCUAUUUACUGAUUUGUUGUGCUGUUGAUUGGGAGGUACUGUGGCCUAAUGGAUUCAAGAUGGGACCCUUAGUUCAGAGGUGUGGGUUCAGGUUCAAGUUCAGGGUUGGUCUUUGUGCUGUGUUCUUGGGCAAGAUACUUUACUUUGAUAGUACCUACUUCUAUCUAGGAGUAAAUAUGAGUACUGGUGACAUGUCAGUGAAAUUUGAUGAGAUGCUUAAGUGGGGAAGGGGAUAGCAGUCCAUCCUGAAGCAGACAUUACCUCCUGUUGCCCACAAUGAAGCAGCAUCCCAUCCCAUUUUCUCUUUCCAGAGUGAGCAUCAAGGAAUCUUCUGUGGCUAAACUGGGAUCAGUUUGUCGUCGUGUCUACCGAAUAUUUUCACAUGCUUACUUUCACCAUAGGAGUAUUUACGAUGAGUUUGAGGUAAUUUGAGUCUGUUAGUAUUCCUAAGUAUACUUUACAUUUCUAAUUUUUGCAGCACUCAAGUUCGCAAAAAAAUAAAUACACCAAAUUGAAGGGGAAUUAUAUACAUAUUUUAUGAAAUUCCCAGAUCUGUUUCUUAUAGUAAUUUUUCUCAGCCAUAUUCAGUAAGACAUUUAUCUUUAAAAUAUUGCAAAGAUCCUUCAGAAAGAAAAGAAACAAGUGUUUCUAUGAAGGGAGAUCAACCUUUUUGUAAUCAGUGAUCUCCAGGUUUGUAAGUGGCUUUAUGUCCAAAUGUUAUUCAAAAAAGAUAGUCACCCUGGUCCAGGUUUUCAGUCAGUAAAAUGACAUGCAAUAAUCAAUGGUGUUUCAGAGUAGUGGUAAAGCAGAAAUGUGGUUCCCAACCCAAACAUCCCACAUUUUCACUGCAAUCAUGCCAUUUACAAUUGUAUUUUCCUACAUUUGGGUAACUAUGCCUGGACCAGUCUACUGAUUGAGGAUCAUUCAAUAUAUGCAAGUUUUCUAAGUUUCUUUGUUUUUUAUCUGCAGAAUGAGACUCUCUUAUGCAAAAGGUUUACAACUUAUGUUCUAAAGUAUGAUUUGAUGGCAAAAGAGAACCUUAUUGUACCUAUGGAUGAGACACAGUCACCCCCACCCCCACCCCCACCCCCACACCCACUUCCAGAUGAUUCCACAGAUGAAACUGCAAUGGACAGCGAAGCGUGA